AUCAAAUCAAGCCGCGCUAAUUUCUUCAUAAAGCCCACGCGGGGUGGUCAAUUUGUGUAAUCAUAUUCUUUUUUUUCAUUUUCAGAAGAAGAUAGCUGGAAUUAUAUUCUUCCCCACACAUCACAUAUUACAGUACUAAAAGGCUGUAAAACCCUUCCACUAUUAAAGCUAAAACAAAAGACAUCCCAUCAUCUCUUGUAUAAAAGUCCCUCUUUGCUUCUUCUACAUAAUUGUAGCUUGUGUGCUCGUCUUCUCUCUGCCUUGAAACGAGUGUUCACCGAAAAAAUGGCAAACGCAGCUUCAGGUAUGGCUGUGCACGAUGACUGCAAGCUGAGGUUCUUGGAGCUGAAGGCAAAAAGGACUCACCGAUUUAUUAUCUUUAAGAUAGAGGAGAAACAAAAGCAGGUCGUGGUUGAAAAAGUCGGUGAGCCAACUCAAACCUAUGACGAUUUUUGUGCUAAUCUUCCUGCUGAUGAAUGCCGAUAUGCUGUCUAUGAUUUCGACUUUGUGACAGCCGAGAAUUGCCAGAAAAGCAAGAUUUUCUUCAUUGCCUGGUCUCCUGAUACUUCAAGGAUCAGAAACAAGAUGAUUUAUGCUAGCUCAAAGGACAGGUUCAAGAGGGAGUUAGAUGGAAUUCAAGUUGAAUUGCAAGCAACUGAUCCAACUGAGAUGGGCCUCGAUGUUAUCAAGAGUCGUGCUAACUAAGUGAAAAUCUUUUACGCGUUUUGCUGCAGAUUUUCUCUAUGCAAUGACCUGAUUUACUUGAAAAGGGAAUGUGCCUAUAGUUUGUGGGGUUGUAAACUCGGGUUUGAGUGUUCACCGAGUACUUUGAUAUAUACUGCUUCUUAUAUUUUUGUCGGGAUAUGUGUACUUCAGAUAUUAUUAAUCGGGUGCAUCGAUUUUAUUCGGUUUUGUCCAUUGCAAAUGGAGCUG
This is a messenger RNA of Striga asiatica, 933 nucleotides long. The record is from the annotation of a GenBank genome assembly. NCBI's taxonomy places the organism in Eukaryota, Viridiplantae, Streptophyta, Magnoliopsida, Lamiales, Orobanchaceae.